Messenger RNA from Colletotrichum truncatum, 906 nucleotides. Its product is annotated as urease accessory protein. Gene Ontology annotation, molecular function: nickel cation binding. NCBI's taxonomy places the organism in Eukaryota, Fungi, Ascomycota, Sordariomycetes, Glomerellales, Glomerellaceae. The record is from RefSeq and is a predicted model, not a curated record.
AUGGGCUCAAAUAUGCGGGACGAAUUCAUUGAUGAUGCCGAGAAGGAGGUGUUGGAGUUAGAAGCACGCCUUGCCGCUGCGAGGGGGAAGUUGAAGGGUCUUCGGGCACAAACCGAGUCUCACGGCUCACUGCCGUCCAGAAGCCUCCCGAAACCUUCAUAUGAAGCCUCACUGACAUCCUCCAAUCAUUAUCUUCUUCUUUUAUCAGAUUCGGCUUUGCCAUUGGGCUCAUUUGCCUUUAGCAGCGGUCUUGAGUCUUAUCUGGCACACACAAGAGGCCGCUCAUCUUUCAACGUUUUCCUCCCUGAAUCGAUAUCCGCCUACGCCUCGACCACACUACCCUUCGUAUUAGCAGCGCAUCGCGAUCCAGCAGCCGUCGCAGAGCUAGACGACUUUCUGGAUGCGGCAAUCAUCUGCACCGUUGGUCGGCGUGCCUCAAUAGCGCAAGGUCGCGCGCUGCUAUCUAUCUGGGAGCGCUCAUUCGUCUCGUCUCUACCUCGAGAUGUCGUCGAGCCGCUACAGCCGUAUGCGGCGCUGCUUAAGUCCACAUCGUCCCGGACAACAUCCACCAUGGACGAGUACGCUGACCCGCCGUUGGUGUUUGCCCAUCUCGCCCCCCUCUUCGGGGCCAUAUGCAAACUAGUGGGGCUCACCCUCCACCAGACGGCAUACAUCUUCAUGAUGGGUCAUGUCAAGGCUCUGAUCUCUGCUGCUGUGAGGGCGAGCAUGUUUGGGCCGUAUCAGGCGCAGAAGGUUCUUGCCAGUAGUCAGGUUCAGCGCACCAUCACAGCGGCCAUCGACAGGGAAUGGGAGACACCUAUAGAAAGGGCCGGACAGACGAUGCCCGUCAUGGACUUGUGGAUAGGUAGACAUGAAGUUCUGUAUUCACGAAUAUUCAACAGUUGA